Molecule: messenger RNA, 2351 nt
Organism: Neltuma alba
Lineage: Eukaryota; Viridiplantae; Streptophyta; Magnoliopsida; Fabales; Fabaceae
Product: protein SIEVE ELEMENT OCCLUSION B
Exons: 7
Coding region: 28-2055 (675 amino acids)
Biological process (GO): phloem development
Source: RefSeq, a predicted model, not a curated record
CCACUGAAUCAGUCUCCCUCUGUGAUCAUGGCCUCACUGGCUCCUAAGUUCUCACUGAAAUCUAUCAUUCCCGGCGGUGGCGAGGGUGAGCACAACCCUCUCACCAUGUCCGACGACCAGAUCCUGGAGCAGAUCAUCUCAACCCAUGUCCACAGUGACACUAGGUUCGAUGUUGGCCCCCUCUUCUCCCUUGUUGACAACACCCUCACUCGUUCUACCCACAUUGUUGACACUGUUGUCCAGGGUUCCCAAGUAAGCUUGGAACACAUCGACGACAAAAACACCCAAGCCAACUUCUCCUCACCCCUCUGCACUCUCAGGCAAAUUUCUUCUGAGAUGCAAUGCAAGCCUCCGGGUGAGCAAGUGGCUCACAAGACCACAAUGUCGAUUCUGGGCAAGCUAUCACACUAUGAGUGGGACGCAAAAGCGGUGCUUACUCUUGCGGCUUUCGCCAUGGAAUAUGGUGAGAUCUGGCUUCUUGCUCAGAUGCAGCCCAACGAUUUACUGGCGAAAUCAGUGGCUAUGCUGAAGCGAGUUCCGGGACUCGCCAAACCCGCCUCCCUGCAGAAGCACCGCCAGGCCAUCGUCGAGCUCAACACUCUGACCAAGUCCACCUUGCAAGUUAUCGAGCUCAUCUUCGAGCUCGAGCGGCUCUCCUCGUACGACAGCAAGGAUGUCCCCUCUUUGGUCACUGCCACCGAACAGAUCCCACUUGAUGUCUACUGGGCCAUCAUCACCAUUGUCGCCAUCGUCACUCAGAUCGAUUGCCUCAUCACUGAGUCGGAGCACAGGCAAGAACUGUCCCACUAUGGUCAGAAGAUUAACAUAAUUCUCAGCAAGCUGAGGAAGCAGAUCGCAGAAUGCAGGCAACAGAUAGAGGUUAUGAAAAUCUAUUACAAAAUCAGGAAGACUAUGCAAACUCCAACGGAGACUAUGGAGGUGCUCAGGCUCCUCAUUUUCUCGUACGAUGUUCCAAAACCACUGUACGAUGGUGCCUCCAAAACCACGGUGAGCAUUGAUGUCUUGAGAAAGAAGAACGUUUACUUGUUCAUAUCCACACUGGACAUCACGGAGGAAGAGCUGUCGGUUGUGUUUAAAAUCCACGAGGCCAUCAGGACAAAGAAUCAGACGGAUCAGCACAAGAUCGUGUGGGUUCCGAUCGUGGAGGAAUGGACGGACCAGCUGCGCAAGAAGUUCGAGCAUCUGAAAGCCAAGAUGCCAUUCUUCGUGGUGGAGCACUUCGGAAGCGCCGCCGGGUUCAAGUACAUCAAAGAGGAAUGGCAAUUCAAAAAGAAGCCCAUGGUGGUGACCAUGAACCACCAAGGUAAGAUUCUGCACCACAACGCUUUCCAUUUGGUCGAGUCUUGGGGAAUCAAGGCCUUCCCCUUCACCAAGACCCGCGAAGAAGAAAUUCACCACAGUCGCCAGUGGGUCGAAAACAUCGUCACCCACAUUCACCCCAGCAUUCCUAUAUGGUUCAAGGAGGAGAAAUACAUCUUCUUUUAUGGCGGUCACGACAAGGAUUGGGUCCAACAGUUCACCAAGUAUGCCACGGCUAUGGCUAACGAUGCCCUGCUGAAGGAGAAAAAGAUCUCCAUUGAGAUUUUCCAUGUAGAGAAGGAAGACAAGAACAUCUUUAGCAGAUUCUGGAGCGGGAUUGAGAGCCUGUUCGUGACAAAGGUGCACAAGACCGAGGACGAUGACGUGACCAAGGAAGUGCAGAAGAUGCUGUCAUAUAAGAAUGAGACUGGGUGGGCCCUCCUGAGCAAAGGAUCUGAGGUGAUUCUCACCGGGCAUGGAACCACCGUCUUGAAGACGGUGGCUGAGUACGAGAAGUGGAAGGAGCUUGUGAAGAGCAAGGGAUUCGAGGGGUCGUUCAGGGAUUACCACGAGAAGGCGGUCAGGCUCCUUCACCGCUGCUCCCACCUCGAGAUUCCGAACGUUGCCGGGAAGCUGCCGGAGAGAAUCAGGUGCCCAGAAUGUCCCAAAACUAUGGAGAUUUUCAUCACCUACAAGUGCUGCCACGAGGAGGCCACUACUAAUUCUGCCCGUUGAAACUGAAGCUCGGUGAGGGAAAUGCAAUGUUGUGUGGUGACGAACGAUUGAGUUUGUGUGGGGGUUGUGGAGAGCUUGACCUGUAGAAUGUGUCACAGUACGGGACCACGCUUUUUCGCGUAAAUUAUCAGAAAAUAAUGUAAUAAAAUAUGAAUGCGUCUCUUUAGUUUGUGUCUAGUGGUGUCCUUGAGUUUUCUGGCAUCGCCGCCGUGCAUGGACUUGUACCAUGCUUUGAACUAUAAACUAAUGUAUCUUUGUUUUGAAUAACAUAGUGCUCAGUGUGUAGUUUACAUUUU